Drosophila gunungcola (fruit fly) is the source of this 2101-nucleotide messenger RNA. RefSeq names its product protein PTCD3 homolog, mitochondrial. The coding region runs from base 136 to 2097 and encodes 653 amino acids. The record is from RefSeq and is a predicted model, not a curated record. Gene Ontology annotation, molecular function: protein binding; ribosomal small subunit binding; rRNA binding. Gene Ontology annotation, biological process: mitochondrial translation. Gene Ontology annotation, cellular component: mitochondrion. The transcript is spliced from 2 exons. Lineage: Eukaryota; Metazoa; Arthropoda; Insecta; Diptera; Drosophilidae.
AAACAGCUGUUCGGGCACACUUUCUGAGCAAGAAGAAGCACCUGCAUUUCGGCCACUCAAAACCAGAGAAACGUUUAAUUUGUUUUGGUUUUAUAACUGAAAAUUAAGUUAAUUUGGGGCAAAACCUGCUUUACCAUGUACCUUUCGCGCCAGUUGAGAUUGCUGCCCAGGGCGAACAUCGCCCGCAGCUUGAGUUCCAGCGGAGCACAUUACACAACAGCGCCGGCAGAAGAUUCACGUUCCCCCAUUGAGAUUCCCAACCGGAUCGAGCGCUCGCCCACCGAUCUUCUCCAGGCUCUGGCCGGCACCGUGGGCAGGGACCACACCGCACCACAAUACAAAUACCAUGAUGACCCAUUCCUGAUACCCAUGUCCAAUGCGGCGAAGCGAACGUAUGCCAUGUCGAAGGAGUCCGGGCGCAAGGCGGCAAAGUGGAUCAAGGAGGAGCACCGCGAGCUGUUUAUGCACCAAGAAGCUCAGCCAGCCGUGGAGAAAUUUGCACCCAGCAUGGUCUACACCGAGGACUCCCACGUGGAAGAGAGCUCGCUUCGCCAACUGAUUGCCGAGGGUGAACUCAAGGAUGCUGUCCUGGUCUACAACCUGCUUGAACAGAAGGGAACUGCAAUCAGUCCCGAUCUAAAGCAAAGCCUUCUAGAGCUGGUGUGCUUCCACAACAACCAGGAACCGCUGCCAGAGGAGUAUAUCGAGGAGCGCUGGUUCAUGCAGAACAACCGACGCCGUGAGCGGAGUGGCAAGACCUGGAAGGAUGGGGAUCUGGCGGAGAAACUAUACUCGGAAAUCGAACCAAAGACGCCGCAAUCGUACGCCUCUCUCAUCCGAGGAAUGGCCAAAUAUUUGCAGUGCGAACGAGCUUAUGCCCUGCUCCAGGAGGCCGGCGAAAAGCGGAUCCAACUGGACACAAACACCUUCAAUUCCAUUAUCCAGAUAGUGAGCUUUCUCAAGGACACGGCCGAACAGCGUUGGCAGCUCUGUACGGAGCUGCUGCAGGAAAUGUCACAGCAGAAGCUAAGACCAAAUUUGGGCACUUUGAAUGCAGUCCUUCAGUGCAUCAGCACUUUUGGCAACUUUAAACUAGCACGCUCUGCUGCCCUCCAGGUGCUGCCGGAAUUCAAACAACUUGGUGUGAGUCCCAGCCUUGGCACCUACUAUUACCUGCUGAUCAUCUUUUGCCGGGAAAGGGGACCAGUGUCACACGUUAUUGUCGAUAUUCUUAAUGACAUCGCAGGCAAGGAAUUCAAGAUUGAGCAUCCCAAGGAUACGUACUUCUUUGCCACCGCCAUGGAUGUGUGCCGCAACCACUUGCACGACAAAGCGCUGGCCAAAAGGGUGGAUGAGCUGUUGCAUACCGGCAAGAACUACGACCUGAUAGGCGAUUCCUUCAAAGAGUCCAUCUACUAUCGCAAUUACUUGGCACUGCUUUGCCAAACCGAGUCGCUGGAUGAGUUCAUGCUGACCUACGACCUGCUGGUACCCAACAUUUACAUCCCCGAGCCGGGCAUCAUGGAGGAGAUCUUGAGAGCCAUUGAGAUCAAUGGCGGAGUGGAGUAUGUGCCGCGCAUCUGGUCGGACAUGGUGGUGUUCGAUCACACGCACCGUGAAAGCCUUCUACUGUAUGUACUCCGCAUUUUGGUGGAUAAUAAGCCGAGUGGAGAUUCCCCCGCCCAGCAACAACUACCGGAGCAGGGUGCCAAGGUGGCCCUAGAUAUGUACGAGAGGAUAGAAGAGGCUAUUAGGCGCCUCCGAAAGGUCUCAUUCACCGGUCAAAUGCUGGGCGAUAUCCUAACUCUGCUCGUUCGCGGUGGUAACUACGAAAAGGCUUGCGAAGUGUUCGCCCACAUCGACAAGAACCAGCACAGGAUUCCCGGAACGCCAGCCGAAAGUGCCCUGCAAGAGUUUGUGGAAGCCAGUGUUCUGGAGAAGUCACCCAGCCAGGCGCUGGUCGUCCUGCAGUAUGCCGUGGAGAACAAUAUGGAUUCCAGUGCAUUGGCCAAACGCAUCCAUGAGGGAUUUACGCUCAACGAAGUACACCUCUCCAAGCUUAAAUCGCUGGUAGGCGAAAGUUUCCUUGAAAAGUAGUAAA